Messenger RNA from Coccomyxa subellipsoidea C-169, 1089 nucleotides. Its product is annotated as Pkinase-domain-containing protein. The transcript is spliced from 7 exons. The coding region runs from base 1 to 1089 and encodes 362 amino acids. Gene Ontology annotation, cellular component: nucleus. Gene Ontology annotation, molecular function: cyclin-dependent protein serine/threonine kinase activity; ATP binding. Gene Ontology annotation, biological process: regulation of mitotic cell cycle; protein phosphorylation. Lineage: Eukaryota; Viridiplantae; Chlorophyta; Trebouxiophyceae; Coccomyxaceae. The record is from RefSeq and is a predicted model, not a curated record.
AUGCUGGCCAGCUGCCGCCGCGUGGAAGAGUACGAGAAGCUGAACCGCAUCUCUGAGGGAACCUACGGCGUCGUGUACCGGGCGCGGGAGAGGACUACGGGUCGCAUCUGCGCGCUGAAAAUGGUGCGCAUGGAGAAGGAGAAGGAGGGCUUCCCGCUGACUUCCAUCCGCGAGAUCAACAUUCUGCUCAGCUUCCACCACCCCAACAUCGUCGACGUCAGCGAGGUGGUUGUGGGCAGCAAGCUGGACGACAUAUUCAUGGUGAUGGAGUACAUGGAACAUGACCUCAAGGCCCUCCAGGACUCCAUGUCCAAACCAUUCACCGUCUCCGAGGUGAAGUGCCUGAUGCGCCAGCUGUUUGCAGGCAUCGCCUACCUGCAUGACAAUUGGGUGCUGCACCGAGACCUCAAGACCAGCAACAUCCUCUACAGCAACCGCGGAGAACUCAAGAUCUGCGACUUCGGCCUCGCCCGCCAAUUCGGGUCCCCCCUGCGCCCCUACACCCACAACGUCGUCACCCUCCACUACCGCGCCCCCGAGUUGCUGCUGGGCACUGAGAUGUACUCCACGCCGAUAGACAUGUGGUCGUUGGGGUGCAUCAUGGCGGAGCUGCUCACCAAGGAGACACUAUUUGUAGGGGAAAGCAAGAACGGGUCUGAGAUUGCCCAGAUCAAGAAGAUCUUUGACAUCGUCGGCACGCCCAGCGAGGACAACUGGCCUGGCCACAAACAGCUCAAGAACAUGGACAAGUUCAAUUUCAUGACUCAGCCGCGCAACCGGCUGCGCGAGCGAUUCCCUCUGCCAGGCACAACGCACGACGGCCGGAAUCCCCUGUCGGCCGAGGGAUUUGCACUGCUCAACGGCCUGCUGCAACUGGACCCCUCUCGCCGCCCGACUGCCGAAGAAGCCCUCAACCACCCUUGGUUCUCGGAGCAGCCACUGCCAAAGGAGCGGGCGCUGAUGCCGACCUACCCGGAGAAGGGCCCGGGCAGUCUCCCCAAGCACAAGAGCCAGCCGCAGCUGCGGCCCUCGCCGGACGAUCCGGUCCUGAGGGCUGCAGAGCUCGCCAGGUUGUUCUCCAAAAAGUAG